Molecule: messenger RNA, 1100 nt
Organism: Camelina sativa (false flax)
Lineage: Eukaryota; Viridiplantae; Streptophyta; Magnoliopsida; Brassicales; Brassicaceae
Source: RefSeq, a predicted model, not a curated record
UUACUAUUAUUUUAAUAAUAAACCUCUCCCUGAAAAUAUCUUAUCCUUCACCAAUCAAAAACCUUCUCAUGUCUUCUUCUCUCCUCGACAUUUGAGGGUUUCCUUGUUGCUGUGUGAUGGCGAGAGAAAAGAUUCAGAUCAGGAAGAUCGACAACGCCACGGCGAGACAAGUGACGUUCUCGAAACGAAGAAGAGGGCUUUUCAAGAAAGCUGAAGAGCUCUCUGUUCUCUGCGACGCCGAUGUUGCUCUCAUCAUCUUCUCUUCCACUGGAAAGCUCUUUGAGUUCUGUAGCUCCAGCAUGAAGGAAGUAUUAGAGAGGCAUAACUUGCAGUCAAAGAACUUGGAGAAGCUUGAUCAGCCAUCUCUUGAGCUACAGGUUGAGAACAGUGACCACGCCCGAAUGAGUAAAGAAAUUGCGGACAAGAGCCACCGACUAAGGCAAAUGAGAGGAGAGGAGCUUCAUGGACUUAACAUUGAAGAGCUGCAACAGCUAGAGAAAGCCCUUGAAGCUGGUUUGACCCGCGUGAUUGAAACAAAGAGUGGCAAGAUUAUGAAUGAGAUCAGCGAACUUCAAAGAAAGGGAAUGCAAUUGAUGGAUGAGAACAAGCGGUUGAGGCAGCAAGUAAAUGGAACCCAACUAACGGAAGAGAACGAGCGACUUGGCAUGCAAAUAUAUAAUAACGUGCAUGAAUCCGGUGUUGAUGAAUUGGAGAACGCCGCCGUGUAUGAGGAAGGACACUCGUCAGAGUCUAUUACAAACGUCGGGAACUCCAACGGAGCUCCUGUUGACUCCGAGAGCUCCGAUACUUCCCUUAGACUCGGCUUACCAUAUGGUGGUUAGAGAUGGAAACAAUACAAAGGAGUUGAUGGUGGAGUGAGGAGAGUGAUGUAAAUCUUUUUAACUCGGUAAUAACACAAGAGACAAUAUGUCUAAAUAGUAAAAAUUCUCUUAUGUUUGUUUGAAGGUUUUUUUUUGGUGGUUUUCACUAUAUAUUAUCUCUCUCUUCACUCUGCAUUUUUGGUUUGUGACGUCGUUUGUCACAACCAAAUUGUAUGGACAUGGUAAGUUAGAAUAUGAGAUAUUAUAGAACUUAGAUAA